CGCACGUUGAGUGCCAACCGCGCGCCUUUACCGCGUCGCGCCGCAUGACGUAACUAACAUGGCGUCUGAAAUACGACUAGUACAAGAAAUCGAAAAAUACGAAUGUCUCUACAACAACUAUUUACCGGAAUACAAUCGUAAAGAUUUAGCAGACGAAGCGUGGACGCAAGUUUCACAAAGUACCGAUUUAACAGUUACUGAAUGUAAAGAAAAAUGGCGUAAUAUACGCAGUUCCCUUCUCAGAUCUCUGAAACCAAGUGAAAAGACAAAGAAACCGUAUUACUUAGCGCCAUACUUACACUUCGUCCUACCAUUUAUGAAACCUCUUAAUUGCUUGGAAUAUAAAGAUGAAAUUCACAGUGCAGGCGCUGUAAGGAACAUUCGAAAAGAUGCAGAUAUUCUUAUAUGUGCAGUGAAAUCAGAAGACGACACCCAAACAAUAGUUGAUACAAUAAACACAGAAAUUACUGAUGAAGAAACAAAUCUCGACCCAUUAAUAUCAUCUCAACCGGAUUCACCGAUCCGUAAGAGAAAACGGAACGUUAUCUCAAGUCGUAAAACCAGAAGAACAGAACAAAAAGAAACGAAAUUAACGGAAGAACAAAUAUUUAAUCCAAUACCUGAUCCUCCAAGGUCGAGUGGUGAAUCUAUGAGGUAUUUUCUCAUGAGUCUGCUUCCUGAAUUUGAGACGAUGACAGAAGAACAGUCUAGAAUGUUUAAAAUUAAAGUAAUGAUGCUUAUAGACGAUAUCAAAACAGAUUACGAUAAAAUGAAACAAAACGUGCCUUCUUCGAAUGAAUCGGAUCGUCUCCAAAAACGAUUAAUUAAUUUGCUGUUAAAAAAUCUAGAACAUAAGUCAUGA
Molecule: messenger RNA, 862 nt
Organism: Vanessa atalanta (red admiral)
Lineage: Eukaryota; Metazoa; Arthropoda; Insecta; Lepidoptera; Nymphalidae
Exons: 2
Coding region: 59-862 (267 amino acids)
Biological process (GO): regulation of transcription by RNA polymerase II
Cellular component (GO): nucleus; transcription regulator complex
Molecular function (GO): DNA binding
Source: RefSeq, a predicted model, not a curated record